Messenger RNA from Carassius gibelio (silver crucian carp), 1716 nucleotides. RefSeq names its product maspardin. Gene Ontology annotation, molecular function: CD4 receptor binding. Lineage: Eukaryota; Metazoa; Chordata; Actinopteri; Cypriniformes; Cyprinidae. The coding region runs from base 210 to 1145 and encodes 311 amino acids. The transcript is spliced from 10 exons. Gene Ontology annotation, cellular component: trans-Golgi network transport vesicle; cytosol. The record is from RefSeq and is a predicted model, not a curated record.
ACGGUAAUGUUUACUUUUCUAUCGCUCGAAAUGAUCUGCAGAUUACAUUGUUGUGAAGCGCAUACAAACGGCUGUUUUAUAGAGAUGGAUGUUGUGUUUUUCAGCAUUUAAAAUAAUCAUAUGUCCGCUUUUUUACUUAUUUAAACGAUUAUUUCAAAUGUUUUUCUAUGGUGAAAUACAUGAAGGGGGUGUGAAAUCAAUGACACACAAUGGAGGAGAUAAGAGUAUCUCCUGACUAUAACUGGUUCAGAAGCACCGUACCUCUGAAAAGAAUAAUCGUGGAUGAUGAUGACAGUAAAGUCUGGUCGUUGUAUGACGCCGGGCCGAAGAGCAUCAGGUGCCCCAUCAUCUUCCUCCCACCUGUGAGCGGCACGGCAGAGGUUUUCUUCCAGCAGGUGCUGGCUCUCUCCGGAUGGGGCUACCGCGUCAUCUCCCUCCAGUAUCCCGUCUAUUGGGAUCUUCUGGAAUUUUGUGAUGGAUUUAGAAAGCUUUUAGACAACCUACAACUGGACAAGGUGCACUUGUUUGGCGCCUCUCUGGGUGGAUUCCUGGCUCAGAAAUUUGCUGAAGUCACACAUAAAUCUCCCAGAGUUCAUUCUCUGAUCCUGUGCAACUCAUUUAGCGACACAUCGAUCUUCAACCAGACAUGGACAGCAAACAGUUUCUGGUUGAUGCCUGGUUUCAUGCUCAAAAAGAUUGUGCUUGGUAACUUUGCCAAAGGACCCAUGGACCCAAAAAUGGCAGAUGCAAUUGACUUUAUGGUUGACAGACUGGAAAGCCUGAACCAGAGUGAACUGGCCUCUCGACUCACGCUGAACUGCCAAAACUCCUACGUGGAGCCGCACAAGAUCAAGAAUGUUGCCGUCACCAUAAUAGAUGUUUUUGAUCAGAGUGCCCUGUCACAUGAGGCAAAGGAGGAAAUGUAUAAACUGUACCCCAAGGCUAGACGAGCUCACCUCAAAACCGGCGGAAACUUCCCGUAUCUGUGCAGAAGUGCAGAAGUUAACCUGUACAUACAAAUACACCUGCGUCAGUUUCAUGGGACGCGGUACGCCGCUAUCAGUCCAGAGAUGGUCAGCGCAGAAGAGCUGGAAGUGCAGAAGACAAAUCUGAGCAGCGACAGCGAGAGCGACGGUGAAUCGUAGAGAGCCCAACAGGCCUCACACAAACAUCCUCUGAACGCUUACUACAUGGAUCGGGACAUGAGUUUAACACGUUUCAGCUACACAACAUUCAGAGGUCAUGUUUCGCUAUUCUGUUUUUCUAUGACCUUAAGCUCAGUCAAAUGUGAAUGGACUUUAAAGAGCCUAUUUUUACUUUACAGAGAAGAAACAAUAUUUUGAUAAGACUGUAAAUAAGUGAAACGGAGUACAUGAAGAAUGCCAUGUUUUGACCCGGUUGCCUUACACAAUAUAAAAUGCACGUCUUUGUUCAAAUUAGCACUUUUUAUUCCCUGAACUUAAUUUUCUGCCUUUUGUACAUUGGCGUUAUUUUCUGUUAAGUUUGUUUUUGUUUGUUUGUUUGUUUGUAUGAAUGUUGUUAACGUCAUCAUGCCUGUUGCUUUUUUGAGUCAUGCACUGAUAUAAAAUGAAACCCGUUUCAACAUCAGAUUGUGUAAAACCCCUUCACUUUUCCAAAUGACACAUCAGGAGUCCGUGAUUUGGAAACAAAUCGUAAAGUGUCAUUAUUUACUUAAAUAAAGCUGUGUAACCAAAA